AAGAGUGAAGAGGACGAAGAACGUGACUGUCGCACUCGUUCUCGUUCCAUUUUAGCGUUGGACGUGCUGAAGGUUUCGUAGGGGCCACGAGGACACCUGGGUUAUUCUAGUCGGAACAUGACUGCCGAUUUGGAAUCCCAGGUGGAAAUACAGGGCUGUACUUCAUGGAACUUCCAGCGGUACAAGAGGGGAACUCUGACUGCCCACUACAACACCGUGUACGGAUCAGUGACAAGAAUCUUUGCCCUUCCCUGCAUCCCGUGGCUCCCGAAGGGUCAACGGACAUUCAGGAACGUCUGCGACUUGCUUUGCGGGACAACCGUGCUAGUGAUUCUCAAGUUUUCCUUGGUGUACCAAGUGUUACAGUUGGUCGUGCCAGGCAUUAACCGUUGCUUAUUUGUCAGCAUCCCGACUGUCGGCAAUUACAAGUUCCAAUCCCUGCCCGGCACGUUGAUCGGCGUCAUUGCGGCUGACUUAUUUUGGUCCAACAAAGCGGUCCUGUGCCAACUUCUCGAGAGCAGCCAGCCGCCGCGGGCAAGAAAUUCGUGCUUUGGAUGGCGCAUGAUAGUGGCACUUGAAGUUUGCCUCCCUGUGCUAUCCAUGUACACGGCACGAGUGAUAUUCUACUGGGCGUCUCGUGCCACAUCUAUGUACUUUUCUCUCCGCGCAGUGGAAAGCGUCCUUUGUCUUGUACACAUGUUCCUCGUACUGUCCAUCUUCGAACUCUUGUGCCGGGCUGUGUCACACAAGCUUGAACAAACUGCGGAGAAAAUUGAUGUAGCUAAGGCGGUCAUCACGCGCGAAGAGCUCGUGAAGCUCACGGAGCAAUGGGACCACUAUACAUUCUUGAUGCAAGACCUCUGCGGUACAUUCGAAGUUUUCCUCUGGGUGUGUGGAGCAUGGAUGCUUCACUGCUUCUUAGCGUUCAUGACCAUCACUCCGAAUUGGAUGGGUAACUUUGCGUACCAGGCGCCUUUCGAACAAUUAGUCUUCGUUAUAAGAACUACAUUCACGGUACUGCAGAUCUUCUUCGUGAUGAUGGCGAUGGUGCAGCCAAGACGGUCUCUACAAGACGUGACCAUACUGCAAUCGAGCGAACACGUAACGUUGCACAUCGGCGUUCAGAGGUUCCUCUGGAAGAUAGAGCAUUGUCAGGCAACGACUUUCUUCAAAAACAUGCGUCUGUCCUUCAUCUGUAGUGCCUAUGUACUGACAGUAACCUUUCUGAUAAGGCUGAGUCUGCACAAGAAGGUAUCGUGAAUAUAGGAAAAAAGUCGAUGCAGCUUUGUUCCUCGAACGCCGUUGAAGUGCAGCCAAAUUGAAUUAAAUACUACGACGGAGAAAUAAACAAUUGAGAAAAUCUAAUUGAUGUUUAGUCCUUGCGGAUGACUGAAGUGCAUCAGCAACUCUUUAGCGUCCUCGAUCAAGCUUCAGUUGUGUCCGAGCGUAAAAUUUCGGUCCCCUAAAACAGUUCGUAGAAUUUUAUAACCGCCCUUCAGCAUUCAGAAAAGCAGCACUGUCAGUUGGUCAACACCGUCAUACAAGAGAGUUCAUUAAAGGCCUUGACAUAGGCGUCACAACGUUAACA
This is a messenger RNA of Ornithodoros turicata, 1588 nucleotides long. RefSeq lists its product as uncharacterized. The transcript has 2 exons. The record is from RefSeq and is a predicted model, not a curated record. Bases 118 to 1260 code for a protein of 380 amino acids. NCBI's taxonomy places the organism in Eukaryota, Metazoa, Arthropoda, Arachnida, Ixodida, Argasidae.